UUUUCUGAAACAUUACAGUGUAUAAAAUACAACAGUGUUUUAUGAUUUGAAAUAGAAAAAUGUAGCGUUUCGAUUAGAUUAGAACGAUAAGGGAUGUUUACUGAAGAUUAUUGCCUAUCUAUUAGGAAAAUAUACCCAGUACAGUAUAUACACAUCUCGAAACUCACCUUGAUCCACGUGUUUACGAAAAGUCUAGAAGUUCUCGCACGAACACCGCAUUCUAGCUGAUGAUCUUACGGAGAGAACAUCAUUCGGCGGAUCACGAUGUCCAUCUUCAACAGACCAUACAAGUUUCCUCCUAUUCAACCAUCUCCCUUUAACAGGGAGCAUCUCCUUACGAGCUCUGAUAACAUCGUGGUUUUCCUGGAUAUUGCGAUCGGUCACGAGAAAGUGGGCAGGAUGGUUAUAGAACUAUUUAAGAAUACUGUGCCGCGUGCCGUGGAGAAUUUCCGUGCACUAUGCACCGGCGAGAAGGGUGAAGGAAGGCACGCCGAGAAAUUACAUUAUAAGGGAUCCGUCUUUUAUAAAGUCGUUAUGAAUUCCAUGAUCCAAGGCGGUGAUAUCGUUAAUAAUGAUGGUACCAGCGGAGAAAGUAUUUAUGGUGAAUACUUUGACGAUAACAGUUGGACGACGAUGCGACAACAUAGGUGUUGUGCAGUACUCGUCAUGGCGAACGAAAAUGCUAAGAAUACCAAUAGUUCAAAGUUUAUCAUCAACAUAAAACCUACCAUGCAAUUUAAGAACAGCAAUAAUGUGGUAUUCGGAAAAGUUAUAGCUGGUACUGGCAUAUUGAACGAGAUUAAUAAAGUACAGACGACUGAAGAUGAUGUUCCGAUGGAAAUAAUAAGUAUUGUUGACUGUGGAGAAUUGAAAGCAGAUGAUGAUUGGAAGUUGGAAGAGGAGGAUGAUACUGAUGAUGUUUACCCGCCAUUUCCUGUAGACUGGCAAUACCAAUUAUACAACACGGAACUCACAUAUGCAUACAUGGAAACAGUCAUAAGGAAUAUAAAGGAUUCGGGAGAUUAUUAUUUUGCGAAGGAUGAGAUGGUGGAUGCCGCGAGAAAGUAUAAGAAAGCUUAUAGAUAUUAUACUUGGACGUUGACACAAUGGUUGAACGAUAAGUUUGAGAUGUCAUUGAGGAAUCUCCGAACUGAAAUAUUAUUUAGUAUAAUCGAUAUAAGAUUACAGCAAGAGGACUACCGUAGUAUUAUACGUACUAGCAGUGAGAUUCUGAGAAAUUUUGAAUUAAAGCAAUAUUCUGCAAGUGAACAGGACAUCAAGAACAUGGACCAUCAACACAAUGUAAGAGCAUUGUUGCAUAGAAUAGAAGCCUACAUUCACUCGAGGCAGCCUAAAUUAGCGAUAGAAGACUUGCAAAAAGUACGUGAAAUAAAUGCUGAUAAUGUACUGCUUACAUCGGCUCUCGACCUAGUAAAAAAUGUGGCAAACUUACAAGAUAUGAUUGAAGAAUGAACUCUUCCAACAGAAUGAAAGACCAAGAUGAAUAUAUAAAUAGAAAUAACCGAAUCUUAAAAUUGAGAUAAAUAUUCAAAAGCUAAAUAAAAUACAUUUUUUUUAAAAAAAGGAGGACAUAGUCAGAAACACUGAUGCCUAUACAUAUCUUGGUUACUCGUUUAUACUUUUUAUAAAAUAGUGUUGAAUGCAAGUUUAAAAUGCGAAUGUAUGUGCGUAUGUAUGUCUGAAUAAUGUUUAAUAAUCAAAAGACUGACUUAUACUUAUUGAUAAUUUGUAAAUUGAAUGAGGGAUGUUAAAUAAAUACACUGUAUUUAUAA
This is a messenger RNA of Ooceraea biroi (clonal raider ant), 1793 nucleotides long. RefSeq names its product Cyclophilin 40 (gene Cyp40). Gene Ontology annotation, molecular function: cyclosporin A binding; protein binding; peptidyl-prolyl cis-trans isomerase activity. Gene Ontology annotation, cellular component: cytoplasm. Gene Ontology annotation, biological process: protein folding; protein peptidyl-prolyl isomerization. The record is from RefSeq and is a predicted model, not a curated record. Lineage: Eukaryota; Metazoa; Arthropoda; Insecta; Hymenoptera; Formicidae.